This is a messenger RNA of Thamnophis elegans (Western terrestrial garter snake), 1570 nucleotides long. It is a transcript of the gene GATA3, whose product is annotated as GATA binding protein 3. Gene Ontology annotation, molecular function: zinc ion binding; DNA-binding transcription factor activity, RNA polymerase II-specific; RNA polymerase II cis-regulatory region sequence-specific DNA binding. Gene Ontology annotation, biological process: negative regulation of transcription by RNA polymerase II; embryonic organ development; cell fate commitment. NCBI's taxonomy places the organism in Eukaryota, Metazoa, Chordata, Lepidosauria, Squamata, Natricidae. The record is from RefSeq and is a predicted model, not a curated record. Gene Ontology annotation, cellular component: nucleus. The transcript has 5 exons. Bases 184 to 1515 code for a protein of 443 amino acids.
CCGUUCCGGUGUUUCGGAUCCGCCGCUCUUAGACAAACUUUCAGAAAACUUUUCUUUUCCAAUCAGGACUCGGUUCGGUUGCUUUUUUCUCUCCUUCCUCCUUUCUUUUUUUGCACGGGAGGCGACUGCCGUUCAGAAGCAGCCGCAGCCGUUCUCCCCGGCCAUCCUCAGACGGAGGGCAGCAUGGAAGUGACCACGGAUCAACCCCGGUGGGUCAGUCACCACCAUCCCGCCGUCCUCAACGGGCAGCACCCGGAUUCCCACCACCCUGGACUCGGCCACUCGUACAUGGACCCCGCGCAGUAUCCACUGGCCGAGGAAAUGGAUGUACUUUUUAACAUCGACGGCCAGGGCAAUCACGUCCCUUCCUACUACAGCAACUCGGUGCGGGCCACGGUGCAGCGGUACCCGCCGACCCAUCACGGUAGCCAGGUAUGUCGCCCACCUUUGCUGCACGGGUCCCUCCCUUGGCUGGAUGGGAGCAAAGCUUUGGGAAGCCACCACGGCGCUGCCCCAUGGAACCUGAGUCCUUUCUCCAAAGCUCCCAUCCACCACGGCUCGCCGGGACCUCUCUCCGUCUACCCGCCAGCUUCUACCUCCACGCUGUCGGCCGGCCACUCCAGUCCUCACCUCUUCACUUUCCCGCCGACCCCUCCGAAAGAUGUCUCUCCAGAUCCUUCCAUCUCCACUCCGGGCUCCACGGGGUCGAGCCGCCAAGAAGAGAAGGAGUGCAUUAAGUACCAGGUGUCGCUGGCCGAAACCAUGAAGCUGGAAUCGUCUCAUUCCCGGAGCAACAUGGCGUCCUUGGGAGGAUCUUCUUCUGGUCAUCAUCCGAUCGCCACUUAUCCUUCCUACGUCCCCGAAUACGGCUCUGGACUUUUCCCCCCGAGCAGUCUUCUUGGGGGAUCACCAACUGGAUUUGGGUGCAAAUCCAGGCCUAAGGCUCGCUCCAGCACAGAAGGCAGGGAGUGUGUAAACUGUGGAGCUACCUCAACCCCACUUUGGAGGCGAGAUGGCACAGGGCAUUACCUCUGUAACGCCUGUGGAUUGUACCACAAAAUGAAUGGGCAGAAUCGGCCACUGAUAAAGCCCAAAAGAAGACUGUCAGCUGCAAGACGGGCUGGGACAUCGUGCGCAAACUGCCAGACGACAACCACCACAUUGUGGAGGAGGAACGCCAAUGGGGAUCCUGUGUGCAAUGCCUGUGGGCUGUACUACAAGCUCCACAAUAUUAACAGACCCCUGACUAUGAAGAAGGAAGGCAUCCAGACCCGAAACCGGAAGAUGUCUAGCAAGUCGAAAAAGGGCAAGAAAAUUCACGACAGCCUGGAGGAUUUCCCCAAAAGCAGCUCCUUCAAUCCUGCCACCCUUUCCAGACAUAUGUCGUCCAUCAGUCAUCUUUCUCCCUUCAGCCAUUCAGGCCACAUGUUGACCACACCGACUCCGAUGCACCCUUCUUCCGGCUUGUCUUUCGGACCUCACCACCCCUCAAGUAUGGUCACCGCCAUGGGCUAAACAAGAAUGCGUUCUCAGGCAGAGGGGGGGGGGAAACAAUAAAAAAUAAAAAAUA